CGAGUGGAGUAGCAAUGCCCGUUGUAGCAAGGGAGAUUCCCGACCUGUCUCUGCCAAAGAAGCGCCGCCAUCGCCAUGUCGACGGUCCAUGACACGGGUGGCCUCGUGGGCAUCAAGGUCCUUGUGCCCCAUGCUGGCGACGUCGUCGCCUACGACGCCAAGGAGCAGCGCUACGAGGUCCGCUUCGUCACGGGCCUUGUCAUGAACCUGCCACGCGACGAAGUGCUCAACCUCAACCGGAUGUCCAUGCUUAUGCCGACGACGCCGGUCGUGCACCAUCCGCUGGUCGGGACGUUCGUCGUCAAGCUCUUCGGCUCGACGCUGGUUCGUGGCGUCGUCCAGCAACAUAUCUCGGAGUGGAACGUGUUUGAAGUCGCUUACGACAAUGGCCUGCGUGAACACGUCUCCGAAGACUACAUCCGCGCGAACCCGUACGAACCCGUCGUCGUCAAGGUCGAACCGCCCGACGAUUGCAUCGAUCUCACCCUCUCGGACGACGAGACGCCCAUCAAAACCGAACACCCGCCUCGGUUGCCGCCAUCGCUGGCGCCUGUCGACGAGUUGCCGCCUGCGCCGGCCGCGUACAAGCCUCCGCCAGCGACUCCGGUGGCCAGCGUUGCGCUAGCGGCACCAGCUACAGCGACUGCAAUGCCGCCAGUGGCUUCACCCGCGCCAGCGACCGACGUCGCACUGCCGGAGCACAGCAUAGUCGAGUGGAGUGCGUCCGAGAGCGACGUGUCACCACCACACAAGCAGUUCACACGGCUGACCAAAGCCAAGCCGCGCCGACUGAAUAAGGCCGGACGAACGCUGCCUCUUCCGCCGCCCGCCUUGUCCGAGUCUGAGUCUCCACGGACACGUGACGCGUCAUCGUCCGAAGACGAAAACACGAGCGAACAAGGCGCGUCAUCCUCCUCCGACGACGAGAAAACACGGGAUCCGAGGGCGGUCAAGGACGAGCUGGCCGCCAAGGUGUUGCGGCCGGUUGACAAGAACCGACGGCACCACUGCCACGUCCGUCAUAAGAAGGACCGGCGCUCAACGAAGGCAGCGUCGACGUUUCUCGAGACAAAAUCCGAGGAUACGGCGCGGAGACCAAAAAUGGCCAAGCGAGCCGAGUACACCCCGCCGUCAUCACCCGUGUUGAAGCCCAAGCGCCUCAAGAAGACGCCAAAUGUGCCAGAGCUGACACGGCCGCGCAGUAACGUGCGUCAACUCAAAUCGCGAACGCCCAAUGCUUCGCCCAAGGCGAGCACGCCAAGGGACCACGUGGCGCCUCCGCUCGUGUCGCCCCGGGACAUGGACACCGAGUUUGUUAUUCCAAGGAAGCAAGCGAGCAGCAAGCCGACACCGAGCCAAAAUGAACGUCCGCAUUCGAACUCAAAGUACACUGCUGCGAUCUUCAACCCGCCAAAUGCAAUCAAUCGUCGGCCAACCCAACGACCCACAGAUCGAGCCCGGCUGGACACUCCGACGCUCAGCAACACACGGUCAAUGUCACCAAGGUCGAGGCGCCAGAAAAUCAAGCCGCCCGUAAUGCUGCCUGCAGGCUGGGAUGCGCCACCAAGCCGUACCGCGACAGUGUUGGGGAAGAACCAGCCGGCAGCGAUCCCACGGCCAACCGUCCCCAUCAUGUCAAAGCCAGUCUCUAAUUUGGCGGCUAAAGCCCGCAUUGUCGCCAAGGGGCUCAUGCCCGAUUACAUGUUGAAGAACGCGGCCGUGGCGGCGGAGCGCCUCAAGAACGCGCAGUUGGAGUCGGCGAGCAGCGGCGGGUAUGUCCCUCUCGGUCGCAAGCACCAGUUGAGUACGAAGCUUAUCCAGCGCCGACCAAGCAAGGACGACGUCACGACCGCGGUGCCGACGACACCGCCCGAGGAGCCACAGCGCUACUUGGCGCGCGAACCACGGCCGACCGACGAAUUCAGCGUGUCGGUCUAAAGCUGCAGCCUCAUAAGACAUUGAAAUACAGGGCGUACAUAUGUACUACUAGUACGUUAAUGGUCCUACAUCACCUAGCCCUAGUAGCACCGCGCGUACGAGUAUUACUAGUGCGUUGUUACUAUUAUACACUUAUCGC
Molecule: messenger RNA, 2077 nt
Organism: Saprolegnia diclina VS20
Lineage: Eukaryota; Oomycota; Saprolegniomycetes; Saprolegniales; Saprolegniaceae
Exons: 3
Coding region: 76-1938 (620 amino acids)
Source: RefSeq, a predicted model, not a curated record